This is a messenger RNA of Osmerus eperlanus (European smelt), 1826 nucleotides long. RefSeq lists its product as uncharacterized. Gene Ontology annotation, biological process: DNA integration. The transcript has 3 exons. The coding region runs from base 918 to 1826 and encodes 302 amino acids. Lineage: Eukaryota; Metazoa; Chordata; Actinopteri; Osmeriformes; Osmeridae. Gene Ontology annotation, molecular function: nucleic acid binding. The record is from RefSeq and is a predicted model, not a curated record.
GUUAACAUGCAAAUUAGCUUCUGAAGAUAUCUAGUUAACAUGCAAAUUAGCUGCUGAAGACCACACCUCACAGAAGACAGCGCCACAGAGAAAAUAUCAACGAACCAAUUUGAGAAAUGGCACACCUAUGUGUAAUUGAAGAAAUAGGACGAAAAUGCAGAGCAUUAGAAAGAGCUUUCCAACAAGCUAACAUAAGCCACGCACGAUUGAUGCCGAUUGAGUCAUCACUUGUGAAUUUAAGAAGACUGGACGGUAUUUUAUCGGUGGAGACAAUGCAAGAACUUGUUGCUAGCCUUGAAGAACUCCGAGCUCUCAUCACCACCACACAUGCGAUGUCAGGAGAGCACAGCGAAGACGCCUUUUCAGCCCCUCGUAUGCCCUCAGGUAACGUUUGGAUUUCACUUUUAGAAUAACAUUACUCGUACAAUGGUAAUAUGGUGGUUAGCCAAAUAUACCUUGUAUUAGAGAUCCCUGUAGGUUAUUACUUAAGAUAGCUUGCUAGCUGUCGAGCGCCGAUGUUAUCUACCUUGACUUUACAGUAUUGUCUUUAUUAGCUACAUUAGUUGCUAACGUUUCCUGACCAUCUCUGCCCAACUUGUAUCUCUAACUUAUGUUCUCAGGCCAGCGAGGGAGACCUAAAAUUGCCAUAACAAGGCAGCAAAUACAGUUCCUCGUGGGUCAAGGCUACACAGUCAAGCGGAUGGGACAGCUGCUGAAAUGUUCAGCAUCUUUUUUAUAUCAGAAAACCAGAGCGCUUGGAUUACCAAUUAGGAGUUCCAGGUCAAGAACCCUAACCAAUGAGGAACUUGAAGAUCAUAUAAGAAGACUUCACAGACAGUUUCCGAGAUCUGGAAAUGAGAUGAUGAGGGCAUUGCUGCGAGCAGAAGGAUUCUUUGUAACACGACAGAGUGAGAGCGAUGCUGACUUAUAUUGACCCAGCGGCUGCUGCGCGAAGAUGGAGUGCUACCGUGGCAAGAAGAACAUACCAUGUGCCAUAUCCCAACAGUCUGUGGCAUAUGGAUGGAAACAUGCGUCUCAUCAGGUGGGGCUUAGUUGUUCAUGGAGCCAUAGAUGGAUACUCACGCCUAGUAACAUACUUAAACUGUAAUACAAACAACAAAGCUGUCACUGUACUUACACAGUUCUUGAAGGCAACAUGCCUGUAUGGACUCCCAUCCAGAGUUCGCUCUGAUCAUGGUGGGGAGAACACACAAGUAGCAUUGUUCAUGAAUAUUGUCCAGGGUGUAGAGCGCAGUAGUCACAUAACAGGGGAAUCUGUUCACAACCAGAGGAUAGAGCGCCUCUGGAGAGACGUGUUCCUGCAAGUUCUACACUACUUCUACAAUGAAUUCUACAGCCUAGAGGAUGCUGCCAUACUAGAUCCAGAAAAUGACAUCCACAAGUUAUCACUACACCCGACCUAUCUACCAGAAAUUCAACGUAGGUUGAACAUGUUUAGAGAGGCCUGGAAUCAGCACAGUCUAAGGACAGAAAACAACCGAACACCCUCACAGAUCUGGACAGAGGGCAUGCUGACCAACAUAGAGGCAGACAGCACUCCCAUCAACAACGUAUUUGGUGAUGACCCAUAUAGGGAGGACAGUUUAGAGGCCCUUCUGGCACAACAUGGCAUCAACAACUUUCGAACUGACGAAGAACAGUUCCCAGCUGUAGUUGUCCAACAACUCAAUGUAAAUCUUAACCACCAACAACAGCAAGACAUUUUGAGGGCUAUAGAGGGAAUUGUGGACUUGAAAGUGAAAUAUCAAACAUGCUGCACUGAAAUUUCUAAUAAGUUGAAUGAGCCAGCCAGGGGACUGCCUUGA